GGACCGUCGGCCGAGCGAGCUGCCCCUGCCGACGGCGGGGCGCCGGGACCGACGAGACGCGAGAGACGUCGAACCGAUGCAGUUGUCUGCUGUCGGCAGUGAGCGGCGCAGGCCGACAGGGGACGUGUCUCCGUGAUAUUCCCCGCUCGUGACGCACACAGAGUGAGGCUGCACGGUGCUGCGGGAGGUUCAUUGCUCGAGAAAGGCUAAGAGGCUUUGUGAGAUUUCAGUGAACAUUGCGGAGUGGUGAUCUGUGCCAGCGUCCGGACACGACAAUACUUUAUAGCUGAAGGUCACGGGUCGUUUCUGUUUAUACCUCUCUCCGCUCUCGGUCCUUGGGUUUCGCACCGUGAGGUGAGCUCUCCCACACUUGUGGACUCCGGCGAUCAGGCGCUGCCAUGGUCGAGCUGCGCUCUCACAGUGUCGAACGGACUACCCUGGAGCCGCCGCCCGCCGGCGGUAUGGUCUCCAGACAGAGUAGCACUGUCAGCCGCAGAAAGCGGGGCCGCCGCUCGCGCUCGGCACCCCGUCUCAGCGACUCCAACAAGCCCAAGAAGCACAACAAGUACCUGGACACAGCGAGCAGCUCGAUCAGCGCGCUGCCGGGUCGGAUACAGCUGACCAUGCUCAACAGCGGACUCAUCCCCAUCGCGGAAGAGGACAAAGCCAUUCGUGCUAUCCCGAGGAAACCGAUAGAGAAAAACAACUUUAUCAAGUACUGUGAGCAGCACAGAAAAUAUCCGAUACUCUUCAAAGUCGAAUUUCAGCACGCGGGACGGGUGGAGGCACAUCCCACAAGACAUGGCAUGAAGACGUGCAAUGAGACCAAAAAUCAGAAUCAUCGCAUCGUUCCUUAUGACUACAACCGAGUGGUGCUGGAGCCGCGGCGGGACCCUGACUCACCCGACUCCAUCGAGUCCGACUACAUCAACGCCUCCUACGUGGACAGUCUGCUGAAGCCGAACGCGUACAUCGUGACCCAGGGACCGAACGAGCGCACAGUGCCCGACCUGUGGCGAAUGGUCUGGAAGGAGCGGUCGCCCUGCAUCGUCAUGCUCACAAAAACGUUCGACUUCAUAAAGGUGAUGUGCGUCCAGUACUGGCCGGUGCAGCUCGACAAGGAGGAAUCCUACGGAGGAAUGCACGUCACCGUCCUCAAGGAGGAGCAGCUGGCCAACUUUGUCAUCCGCAGCAUCCGUCUGCGCCACGGCAACGAGGAGCGGUCGAUUCUUCAGUUCCAUUACACCGAAUGGCCGUGCCACUCGUGUCCAUUCUCGAACGCGAUCCUCGAGUUCCGGAGACGAAUGCGCAUCUGCCUGAGUAACCGCGUUCCGGACCUGGACGGACCCAUCAUCGUCCACUGCAGUGACGGCGCCGGCCGGUCGGGCGUCUUCCUGGCCAUCGACGCCAACAUCGAGCUGGCAGAGGAGGACGGCGUGUUCGAUGUCUACGGCUACCUGAAGAAGAUCCGCCAGGCGCGCCGCGGACUGAUCGAGACCGUGGACCAGUACAAGUUUGUGUACGACACGCUGGAGGAGUACGUCAGCUGCGGCUACUCGGCGUUCCCCGUCUCGGAGCUGUCCCAGCGGCUCAAAGAGAAGGCCGUGCGAGUCACCGGCGGAGACAAACUCAACGACUACCAGCGCGAGUUCCUGCAGAUCUGCCGACAGGUGCCCAAGUUCACCAUCGGCGACUGCGCCGGCGGCCACCGCGCCGACAACCGGCACAAGAACAGGGACGUCAUGAUCGUGCCGCCGGACAAUUUCCGGCCUUACCUGACCUCGUUCCAAGGGAACGCCGCCACCGACUACAUCAACGCUGUGUUUGUCGACGGCUACUCUCACCCGCGCGAGUACAUAGUGACCGAGUGGGUGCUGCCGCCGUCGGUGGCCGACCUGUGGUCGCUCGUGUACGACUACGACUGCGCUGCCGUGGUGGUGCUCUGUAACCCAGACGCCUCGCCGAACUUCCCUCCGUUCUGGCCAGAGACGACACGCUCGCGCCGGUACGGCACAGUGUUCACGGUGGAGCACAUCUCCCACCAGCACUACCAGAACAUCAAGUCCUGGAUCUUCCGCAUCAACAAAAAGAUCGUCUCUCUGACGGAGCUGAUGGCCGGCGUCAAGGCUGAGUCCAAGACGUGCCAGCUGUUCCAGCUGACCUGCUGGCCGGCCGGCUACAAGGUGCCCACCUCCACCAACGCGCUCGUCGAGCUCAUGAACAUGGUGGAGCGGUGGCGGCAGCGCUCCGGAUAUGGGCCCGUCGUCGUCGUGUCGCCUGACGGUCAGUGCCGGGCGGGCGUGUACUGCGCGGCCAACGCGUGCAUCGAGCAGGUGAUCCAGCACGGCGAGGUGGACGUGUUCCAGGCAGUCAAGACGGUCCGCCGACACCGGCCGCAGCUCAUCUCAAACAUGAUGGAGUACAAGUACUGCUACGACCUGGUUCUGCACUAUGUGCUGCACUAUCUGAACAAGGAUACAUCCACACAUUAGUUGGUGACGUCAUCAGGAGUUGGUCAAAACACCACGUGACGUCACAGACUCAUCAUGUCAUCCAGAACACCCGUUGAUGUCUGGUGGAUAAAUGGAGUUUUAGUUUGUAAAACACAACAAAUUUACUGUUGUUAGAAUUAGAGGAUGUAAUAAUUCAUCUCAUUUUACUGACGCGGACUACCUAAUUCAUCAUCAUGACGGGUAGUUUUCACACUCAUAGAAUACGGCAUUAAUUAAGAAGAAACAUUGGCUAGUUGAGCCGCUGCGUAGUUAUGGCGCCGUUUUACCCCUGUAGUUUGGCCUAAUCGUUAGAACGCGCAGUCCCAUGAUGGUCAAUUUGGAGACCACCCAUUAUAUUCGAUAAGGAGAACGUUGCUUUUAAGGUAAUGCACAUACCAAGAGCGCUAUUUGAGCCUCUGACAUUUGGUGCGCGCUUGUGACCCCAAUGUGAUGCAGCUAUUGUUGACUGCGUGGUGAAGCAUUUUAAAAGCUACUGCAGCUGAAGUGUUAGCCAGUGUUGGUCAUGUUUAUUGUUCCAGGUGAGCUUAUAUGACAUUAAUUGUGCGGUUAUGUAUCAAGCACAUGCCUACAUUAUUUGUAUAUACAUGAUCUGUAUGUAGAACAUAGCACUGAUGAUACGAGGCAUUUUAUAUAUUGUAUUAGACUUAAGAAACCACUUACGCGUUAAGUUCCGCACUUAAUCUACCCACCUAAUGUUUUUGGUAGUUGGACAUACGUAACACGUAUUUUCACGUUCUUGCAAACAGCUUGGCCGACGAGAACGAUACUUCGAGUCUACAUACGGCGAAUUUUGUGUCUCGUAAGCUUGUCAAGUUUUAUACGGUGUUUGAGCAUGUGUUCCACCUUCCAAUGCAACUUAUCGACAGCAAGCGCAAUGUACGGUAUAAUACCGAGCCGGUGAGAGUGAGCGCGUUUUCUCCGUUUGAAAGGCGUGUUCCUGGUUGUGAAAUGUUUUACUGCAUGCUAUGGUUCCGUCAUCCGUGCACCUGCGGUGGGAGUCUGUGUUCACUGGCACGACCGAUGAACACAGACUGUCGGGCCCGUUCUAGGCUUAUACGGGAUAUUGUUGCGAAGGUCAUGCAUGUAGUUUACCCUCAGCGAUAUUGCACGAAGUGACUGACAACACCGCGUUAGUUAUUCAAGGAUAUCGAAAAUAAAUAUAUCAUAAAAAU
Messenger RNA from Amphibalanus amphitrite, 3685 nucleotides. Its product is annotated as receptor-type tyrosine-protein phosphatase kappa-like. The coding region runs from base 399 to 2492 and encodes 697 amino acids. Gene Ontology annotation, molecular function: protein tyrosine phosphatase activity. The record is from RefSeq and is a predicted model, not a curated record. The transcript is spliced from 15 exons. NCBI's taxonomy places the organism in Eukaryota, Metazoa, Arthropoda, Thecostraca, Balanomorpha, Balanidae. Gene Ontology annotation, biological process: protein dephosphorylation.